This is a messenger RNA of Schistosoma intercalatum, 1266 nucleotides long. Lineage: Eukaryota; Metazoa; Platyhelminthes; Trematoda; Strigeidida; Schistosomatidae. The record is from the annotation of a GenBank genome assembly.
GAAAGCCCCUAUUUGGGUACACUUGAGAUUUAUUCAUUAUGGGAAACAGAUAGUUAAGCGAAAGUGUUAUAUGUUCCACUUACAGUCUUCUAAUAUUACACGAUAAACUUAACAUUGGUAAUUGAAUCUAGCGGGAUCUACAGUAUUUAGCGUUAUGAUCUUUGAUGACUAAUCUUGGGCAUUCUACUUGCAGCAAAUUAGUUGGUCAAACUGCAAAACCUAUGCUUGGAAAGAUAUUUAAUUGUUCCAACUCAUGUACCUCACAUUCAGUCAAAAGAAUACUAUCUGCAGCAGAGAAGCGCAGUCGAUACUUCCGCCGACUGUUUCAUGUUAGACACAUGGAUUUCGAAUAUGCUUUAUGGCAGAUGUGGCAACUCUUUGUUGGGCCGCAACGUGUGUUCAGGAAUUUCAAUUAUCGCAAAUGUUCGCGACAGCAAUGGGCAAGGGAUGAUCCAGCAUUUCUAGUCCUGAUGAUGGUUUUCUUGAUCUUUACUUCGUUGGGGUUUGCCUUUUGUAUGUCGUUAAAUGCAAUUCAGUCAGUUGAGUUCGUCCUAUGGGUCGUAUUCGUCGAUUUUAUUGCAAUUAGUCUUCUCCAGGCAACAUUCUUUUGGAUUAUUACGAAUCAUUUCUUCCUUGAUUCAUCCAAAAGUCGUCCACAACUCAAUGGAUUGGGACCUUUUGUUGAAACCGAUCCGGAAGUUGAAUGGGGAUACGCCUUUGAUGUUCAUUUAAAUGGAUUUUUUCCGGCAUUGUGCAUUUUGCACUUGUUACAGUUACCUUUUCUGUACAUUAUUCUCCAAAACUGGUUCAUCGGGAGGUUACUGGGUAAUACUUUUUGGUUGACGAGUUUCACUUACUACACCUAUAUCACAUUCCUGGGUUACCGUACUUUACCGUUUCUCAAGCGUACAACAGUUCUGUUGUGGCCAGUAACAGCUGCUAUCGUAAUUUACGUGGUAUCGCUUAUCAUGAAAUGGAAUUUCACACUUUUUUUAUGUCAUUUCUACCAGUUCCGUUUAUUUUAGUGAAUGAUUUCAAAUGUGUUAACUGUGAUACGAAUUAAAGAGAAAUACUAUGUUCUCUGAUUGUAAAUAUUUUUAAAGUGAUGAGCUAUAAUUCCACGUGUUCUAAUACUUGAUUAUGUAUAGUUGAUAGUUGUUUGCUGUUAAUAUUUAUUCACGUAUAUCUGGACUGGAUACUUUUGCAUAAUUUAUUUUAUUUUAACAUUACAAAGAUACUGAAUUAAUAAAUAUUUAUUAAUGAUCA